This is a messenger RNA of Cyclocybe aegerita, 477 nucleotides long. The record is from the annotation of a GenBank genome assembly. Lineage: Eukaryota; Fungi; Basidiomycota; Agaricomycetes; Agaricales; Hemipholiotaceae.
AUGCGCGUCCUCAUCUCUAUCAUCUGCUCUUUCACACUCUACUUCCUCCUUGUGACGCCCGUCUCUGCUCAGGACACAAAUCUCACAGCAGUCAAGCAGGCUUUUGAUGCGGCUGGGUUGCUUCAUGAUGUUCCGCUCGGAUUCGAUCCCACUGUUCUGCUUGGCGUCACCUAUUUCUCUCCCGAGGCUAGGCCCAAGACGCUGUAUUCUGGUAUCCAGAUGGCGAUGAAAGAAACCUACCCUAUGCCAAUUUUCAGCGUUGUCGGCAACCCAGGCCUCGGUCCGCUCGUCCUCGCCAUGAUUGACCCGGACGCGAGCUCGCGCCCGACCCCCAACAUUGCCGAAAUCCGCCACUUCCUGCAAGGGGGCUACGCCUUCGAUCCAAUUUCUGGAUUGCUCAAUGCACUUCCGUCAGUUUCUGGGAUGCCGCCGUACCACUACCCUCGACCGUCCGUCGGAUCUGGUCUACAUCGGUGA